Diabrotica virgifera virgifera (western corn rootworm) is the source of this 2510-nucleotide messenger RNA. RefSeq lists its product as uncharacterized. The record is from RefSeq and is a predicted model, not a curated record. Bases 73 to 2460 code for a protein of 795 amino acids. NCBI's taxonomy places the organism in Eukaryota, Metazoa, Arthropoda, Insecta, Coleoptera, Chrysomelidae. The transcript has 4 exons.
AAAUAUCUAUUAGACUCAGCAAUAAGAAACUCUAAAAAUAAAUCAGGACACACAAAUAAAUUUGAUGACGGAAUGAAACGAUUCUGGCUUUAUAUAUUCAUUAGCGCAGGAAGGAUGAGUUAUGAAAUAUUGCACUCAAAUUUAAAAAAUAUACUGCCUUCUGUCACAACUAUUCACAGACAACUAGAAGAAAUGAAUAAUAUAUUAGAGGGUGAAGUGAGAAUUGAAGACUUAAAACUUUAUUUACAAAAGAGAAAUUAUCCACCCAUAAUUUUUAUAUCCGAAGAUCAAACUGCACUCAUCAAAAAAGUCCAAUAUGAUUCAGCUUCAAAUCAAAUGGUUGGCUUUGUAGCACCUUUACAGGAACAGACGAGAUUUCCUCGCAUUAACAAAUUCCCAGUUGAUUCAGUUAGCGACAUUGAAAAUGCUUUUAAGAAUAAAACAUUAGCAAUAAAUGCAUAUAUUUUUAUGGCUCAGCCAUUAGUAGAUGGAUCACCCGCAUUUUGUAUAUCAAUAUUUGGCAGUGAUAAUAGAUUUACCUCAGAAGAUGUUUAUAAACGAUGGCAAUAUCUCAUAAAGGAAGCAGGAAAACAUGGAAUUACAAUUUUGGGCUUUUCAAGCGAUGGUGACACUCGGUGCUUAAAAAGUAUGAAAAUUAUAUCGAAAUUGUCAUUUACUUCAUUGAACCCUUACUCUCCCUAUUUUCAGGCGAAUUACAAUUUAGAAAAUCCAGCAGUUUUUCAAGACACUAUACAUAUAUCAACGAAGCUUAAGACUCGUUUAUUAAAUGAAAAUAUUUCUAUGAAUAUGGGAGGAAAACGAGUAUCUAUUGACAAUAUCCGGUACAUAAUUGAAAACUAUCCUAGAGAUAAACACUUAUUAUGCAAGAGCUUCCUUGAAUCUUCCGACAAAAUGAACUUCAAUGCAAUAGACAAGUUAAGUUCUGAACAUGUCACAAAUAUGCUUAAGGAAGUUCCCAACGCCGAAGCUACAAGGCAAUAUUUAAUACUGACUCGCAACAUAUUGGAUGCAUUCUUGUUAAAAGAAAUUAGUGUUGAAAGACGAGUAUACCUAAUUUGGUAUUCAACUUUUUUCAUGCGUAUUUGGAAAGCCUGGCUAAAAAAAAAUGGUGAAAAUAUCCAAAAGAAUUUUAUCACCACAAAUGCCUAUACAUGCAUAGAAAUAAACGCUCAUGGAAUUAUUUUAGUCAUUGAAAAACUUCGGCAAAAUGGAAUUUCAGAAGCUUUUCUUCCAUGGCUGUAUAGCAGUCAGCCAUGUGAAAAAGUAUUUAGAGAAACUCGGUCCAUGAGUAGCACAUUUUCAACUAUGAUAAAUUAUACACUGCUGGAUGUUUUAAGAAGAUUAAAACGUAUACAAGCUAUGCAUGAGAUAAGCACAGACUUAGGUCCCAAUUUUAGAUUCCCCAGGCAAGAAAACAAACGACUUGGAAAUAAUUCAAGUGUCUUUAAAGUAACUGAGUUUCCAUCAACUGAUGAAAUGAUUAACAUAAUUAAAAAGGCCCAAGAAGACGCACUAUCUGACGCUAAAAAAAUUGGGAUGGAAAUGAACAGGGAUUGUUGUAUAGAAAUUAAUUUACCGACUUGUGACAAUCCGGAAGAGCAAGAAGAGGUGCAGGGAAGUAUAAUUAUCACUGAUACCAUUUCAAAGGAACAUGAGCCAGACCUCGAGCCAGACUUUUCUAAUGAAGACCGGGAGUUUCUUGAAUAUACCUCUACAUUUAAUAAUUAUGACUCUUUAUAUUUGAGAGACUAUACGGGUCAAAAGAAAGCACAAAAAUCGUGUCUGUCAGUGACACUUAAAGACAAAAAAACACGAAUUAUAAAAAAAUCUACUCUAAUUUGGUUUUUUCAGGAAAAACAGGGUCGUUUAUCAACCGACAGACUGCUCCGGGUAAAGGGAAUGACAGUUAAAAAUACGCAUAAGGGGUUAUCAAAAAAAAAACAGUUCAGGAAAAAGCCAGGCCAAGGACUUCAACCAGCAGGCAAUAUCAAAAAAAGAAAAAUGUUUCGUCAACCUCAUGAACGAGCUCAUAAAGAUAGUACAUCUGAAUCUCGAUCUGAAUCAGAUGAGAUUAGCUUAGAAAGUGAAACUUUGAGUGAAGAUUUCUCUGACUUAGAAGAUUGCCAUAACGAAAGUACAAAAAUGCCAGUAAUUCAGCUAGAAUCUGAUUAUGCUGUGUUUUAUGAUACACAAUGGUAUCUAGGGCGUGUCAUCAACAGCUACAGCUCAGAAAAGUUUAAAGUGAAAUUUUUACAACAAGACCUGGAUACUUUUAAGUGGCCCAAAAAAGAUGAUAUCCAAGAUGUUCACAAAGAGUUUAUAUUUUAUGGACCAGUUAGUCUAAGCGGAACUGAACCAUUUUCUUUAAAAAGAAAUGAUUUGAUUGCUAUUAAACAGAAAUACAAAACAAUCAAAUCCAUCAAAUCAUUAAAAAAUUAAACAUAUUUUUUUAUGUUAUUUAUUAUGUUAAUAAAGCUACUUUGCUUAAU